Fonsecaea erecta is the source of this 1224-nucleotide messenger RNA. Its product is annotated as galactose-1-phosphate uridylyltransferase. Gene Ontology annotation, cellular component: cytoplasm. The transcript has a single exon. Gene Ontology annotation, biological process: beta-D-galactose catabolic process via UDP-galactose, Leloir pathway. The record is from RefSeq and is a predicted model, not a curated record. NCBI's taxonomy places the organism in Eukaryota, Fungi, Ascomycota, Eurotiomycetes, Chaetothyriales, Herpotrichiellaceae. The coding region runs from base 1 to 1224 and encodes 407 amino acids. Gene Ontology annotation, molecular function: zinc ion binding; UDP-glucose:hexose-1-phosphate uridylyltransferase activity.
AUGCCUGACACGAUCCUCGAUGACAUCUCGCACCGCCGAUACAAUCCUCUCCGGGGCAGUUGGAUCCUAGUCUCUCCCCAUCGCACCAAGAGACCAUGGCAAGGCCAGCAGGAGAGUCCUGGAGUCAUCGACCUGCCCGUGUACGACCCCAAAUGCUACCUGUGUCCGGGAAACACGAGGGCGUCCGGGGAUGUCAACCCCCAGUACGAGAACACCUACGUCUUCGUGAACGACUUCAGCGCCGUGAAGGAGUCGCAAGAAGAUUACAAGUCACCAGACGAACCAGGAAGCCUGCCCAGCCUGCUGUUACAGGCCGAGCCCGUCAAGGGCAAAUGCUAUGUCUUGACCUUCAGUGCCGCCCACAAUGUCACGUUGGCAGACAUGACCCCAGCCGAGAUCCUCCCAAUUGUGAAAACGUGGACAGACAUCUAUACGGCGCAUAUAUCCCCCCGGUCGCCCUUGGCGGCACAGGCUAAACCGACUCAUCUGCCGCCGUCGAACCCCCAUGCAGACGUCGGACGACCCAAGGACCAGUACCGGUGGAUGCAAAUAUUCGAGAACAAAGGUGCCGCCAUGGGCUGCUCCAAUCCUCACCCGCACGGGCAGAUCUGGACGACCACGUCUCUGCCCGAAGAGCCGGCAAUUGAGUUGGAGCAGUUGAGGAAAUACAAUCGCCAACAAGGCGGGGGACACAUGCUGGUGGACUAUGCCCGCUUGGAACGAGAGAAGAACGAACGGGUCGUCUUCCAAAACGAGACUUUUCUGGUCAUCUGUCCAUGGUGGGCGACCUGGCCGUUCGAGACCAUGAUCCUACCCGUCAAACACAUCCGCUCUCUCGUCGAUAUGAGCGAGAAAGAACAGAUAGACCUGGCACAGGCUAUCGCAGAGAUCACCCGGCGAUACGACAACCUCUUUGAAACGAGUUUCCCGUACAGUAUGGGCAUCCAUCAAGCGCCACUGGACGGCAACGAUGAGGAGAUUGAGUGCUCCAGUCUUCAUCUGCAUUUCUACCCUCCACUCCUGAGGAGUGCCACAGUCAGGAAAUUCCUCGUCGGGUAUGAAAUGCUGGGAGAGCCCCAGAGAGAUAUUACACCGGAACAAGCUACAGUCAGGCUGCAGAACUGCGGAGGAGAAUUGUACAGGAAGAAGUUGGGUACCAAGGAGGGAGAGGAGGUUCAGAAGCCGCCCGCAGCCGACAAGCCCACCACACAGCCCAGCUCAUGA